Messenger RNA from Emericellopsis atlantica, 2395 nucleotides. Its product is annotated as nucleolar protein NOP58-like protein. Gene Ontology annotation, cellular component: small-subunit processome; box C/D methylation guide snoRNP complex. Gene Ontology annotation, molecular function: snoRNA binding. The record is from RefSeq and is a predicted model, not a curated record. The coding region runs from base 321 to 2132 and encodes 603 amino acids. Lineage: Eukaryota; Fungi; Ascomycota; Sordariomycetes; Hypocreales; Bionectriaceae. The transcript has 3 exons.
GCUGGGGGCUGUGCGGAAGAAUGAGCUGCCGAAUGCCGGGUCUGCGUCCCACCAAGCCAGACUGGCAGAAAGUGGAGUCCGGCCCGGAUUGGAGCUCGCCGCCGACUGAUCAAACUUUCGAAAAAAAGUGUGAAAAAUUUCCCAGUAAUAAUUGUCAAGCGUAACCAACCCACCACGAACCUUCCUGCCUGAACUUCCUCCGCGCACAUACCACUUCGCCUCUUGUGCUUGGGAAGGAAGGAACACGACGUUAAUCCGCAACGAACGAGGCAGGAGCUGCAGAGGGAUUAAUCGCGAAUCACGUCUUGCUUCCCGCCGCCAUGUCGCUCUUUGUGCUGGCCGAGACGCCGGCAGGCUACGGUCUGUUCAAGUCCGCCGACAAGAAGUUGCUCAAAAAUGACAACCUUGCCGAGGAACUCGGGCGUCCCGAGAAGUUGGUCGAGAUGUUGAAACUGAAGAAGUUCGUCAAGUUCGACAGCGCUGCCAUGGCCCUCGAGGAGGCUGCUUCGUUGAAAGAAGGCAAGAUUCCCGAGCUUCUGUCGACCCUCCUCGAGGAUCUCAAGUCCGAGAAGAAGGCCUCUCUCGCCGUUGCCGACAUUAAGCUCGGCACCUCCAUCUCGAACCUUGCCGAUGCCAACAUUACCGCUGUCGCUGGCUCAGAUACCGUUGACCUGUUCCGUGGUGUGCGUGAGCACCUGUCGUCGCUCAUCCCCGGUCUCGAGACCGAGAAUGUCGACCGCAUGGCCCUGGGUCUGUCGCACUCCAUGUCGCGCCACAAGCUCAAGUUCUCCGCCGACAAGGUCGACUCCAUGAUCAUCCAGGCCGUCAAGAUGCUCGACGACAUUGACAAGGAUCUCAAUGUCUACGCCAUGCGCACCAAGGAGUGGUACGGAUGGCACUUCCCCGAGCUUGCCCGUACCUUGAACGACAACGUUGCGUACGCCCGCAUUGUUCUCGCCGCAGGCAUGCGCUCCAAUAUUGCCGAGACAGAUUUGUCUGAGAUCCUGCCCGAGGAGCUCGAGACUGCCGUCAAGGCUGCCGCCGACAUCAGCAUGGGCACUGACAUCACUGAGGCCGAUCUCGCCAACAUCAAGUCUCUCGCCGAGCAGGUCGUCGACUACUCUCAGUACCGCUCGGAGCUCUCCUCUUACCUGGAGAGCCGCAUGCGCGCCAUUGCGCCCAACCUGACCACUCUUGUCGGCACUCUGGUUGGCGCUCGCCUGAUUGCCCACGCCGGUUCCCUGAUCAACUUGGCCAAGUCCCCCGGUUCUACUAUCCAGAUUCUCGGUGCCGAGAAGGCUCUUUUCCGCGCUCUCAAGACCAAGCACGAUACACCCAAGUACGGUAUCAUCUACCACUCGUCGCUCAUUGGCCAGGCCACCGGGCGUAAUAAGGGCAAGAUCGCACGUAUGCUGGCUGCCAAGACAGCUCUUGGUCUCCGUGUCGAUGCUCUCGAUGAGGAAAUCGAUGAGAAGGACGAGGAGGAGCGUACCGCUAUGGGCAUGACCAGCCGUAUCAAGCUCGAGAACCACCUCCGCAAGCUCGAGGGCAAGGCACCUCUUCCUCGCGGCACCAAUGUUGACCCCUCUGGCAACAUUGCCGCUCCCGGACAGUUCACGCUCAAGGAGACUCGUAGGUACAACACCGACGCCGAUGGCGUGACAGAGGAAGCCAACGGCGAGACCCCCAAGAAGAGCAAGAAGGACAAGAAGAAGAAGAUUGAGGUUGUCGAGGAGUCUGAUGACGAGAUGGCCGAUGCCAACGGUGCGGACGACAGCGACGACAAUGCGGCUGCCACAACCCCUGCCAAGGCGGCCAAGCUUUCCGAGGCUGACUACGAGCGCCUGGCCGAUGCUGCGGGUCUCUCCGUCAAGAAGUUCAAGCGCAAGUACGAGCGUGGUGACGUGGCUCUGAACGAUGACGGCACCCCUCGCGUGUACAGCAAGAAAGAGCUCAAGAAGCUGCGCAAGGCCGAUGAGGGCUCGACACCGUCCAAAGCGGCCGCCGUGGAGACUGUCACCGUCGAGAAGAAGAAGAAGCGCAAGCACGACUCGGACGACGACGAGGAUGAGGUAGUGGAGAAGAAGGAGAAGAAGCAGAAGAAGAAGAAGCGCCAAUCGACCGAUGCCUAGGAGGCGACAUGGACACAGAGGCCUAGGCGGGUGUGAAUCUUUCCUGUUUCUCAUAUUUUUCUUGUACGCUACGUGGAUACCUCGAGGAGACAACGCUGUCUCGAUGUUUCUUGGUGACGCCGUUGGCUCUAGGCGUUCCGGAUAGGGUGUUUCUUUGGCAUUUUUUAUCUCUUUUUACGGUGGGUCUGGGAAGGCGUGGACAAGCAAUCUUGCUUCAUCUGAUUAACAUCAGUUCAAUGUCUCAAUGACACAUAUUCAAACAA